GUAGUUUCUGCCUUUUUAGGCCUCCGUUCUUUUCCUCUUUCAGCUGCUGAUGUUGUCUGUUACUUUAAUGACUCUGAAAAGUUGAUUUUCACAUCAACCAGCCAAAAGUUUUUUUUUUUUCCAUUUAUUUUCCUUUCACAUCUGUCUGGAGUUGAGACAUCCAUCUGACUGACAGAGAGGUGAACAUCUGCAGAGAUCUGACAGCGCUCCACGUGUUCCAGCAUCUGCUCUUCAUUUCAAGUCUUAAAGAGGAGUCUCUCCAUCGAGCGAAAGUAGAUCAACACUGGUGAACAAAAUGGAGCUUCAAAAAAACGGCCACAGCAGAGAUGAAGGGUUUGAUGGGGUUGAAGUCAUUCCAGAACUUGAAGAGUGUCUCCCUCAUAAACCAGGAGCAAAGAAAGAAGUUCACUUUACAGACUUUGAGGGAAAGACUUCAUUUGGCAUGUCCAUCUUUAACCUCAGCAACGCCAUCAUGGGCAGUGGAAUUCUGGGAUUGGCUUUUGCCAUGGCCAACACCGGAAUCGUUCUCUUUUUAAUCCUGUUGGUGUGCAUCGCUCUCCUGUCUGCAUAUUCAAUUCAUCUCAUGCUCAGAAGUGCUGGAGUUGUUGGUAUUCGUGCUUAUGAGCAGCUCGGACAACGUGCUUUUGGCCACCCUGGAAAACUGCUUGCCGCCUGCGUCAUAACAGUGCACAACAUUGGAGCAAUGUCCAGUUACCUGUUCAUCGUAAAGUCUGAGCUCCCCCUGGUCAUUCAGUCCUUCCUUAGUAAAACUGAAAGCACAGGAGAGUGGUUCUUGAAUGGAAACUACCUGAUCAUCAUUGUUAGUGCUCUUGUCAUUCUUCCUCUAGCAGUCAUGAGACGACUUGGUUACCUGGGCUACACAAGUGGCUUCUCUCUCACCUGCAUGGUGUUUUUCCUCAUUUCUGUUAUUUACAAGAAAUUCAACAUCCCAUGUCCGCUUUCUGUCAAACCAGCCAACACAACUCCUCCUAUGAGCAACUUAUCUGUUCAUAGUGAGACAAAUGUCACCUGUGAGGCCAAACUGCUCACUAUGAACUCAGAGACUGCAUACACCAUCCCAAUCCUGGCUUUUGCUUUUGUCUGCCACCCAGAGGUGCUACCAAUCUACACGGAGCUACGGAAUGCCACCAAGAAGCGCAUGCAGGCUGUUGCCAACAUUUCCAUCCUGGCCAUGUUUGUCAUGUACCUGCUGACGGCUAUUUUCGGUUACCUCACGUUUUACACUGGUGUGGAGGAAGAACUACUGCAUACUUACGCUAAGGUGGACCCUCUGAAUGUCCUGACCCUCAGUGUGCGUCUGUCUGUGCUGGUGGCUGUCACUCUGACAGUACCCGUGGUUCUUUUCCCGAUCCGCAGGGCCUUGCUUCAGAUCUUCUUCCCUGAUAAGCCUUUCCACUGGGCCAGACACAUCAUCAUUGCAGUCUGUCUCGUCGUCUUUGCUGACCUGCUGGUUAUACUUGUUCCUUCCAUCAAAGACAUCUUCGGGGUCAUUGGAGCUACAUCUGCGCCCAGUCUCAUUUUCAUCCUUCCUGCAAUCUUCUACAUCCGAAUUGUUCCUCAGGACCAGGAGCCUUUGAAGUCAAGACCCAAAAUUCAGGCCGCAUGCUUUGCUGCAUUAGGAUUCGUCUUCAUGGUCAUGAGCCUGUCAUUUAUCAUCAUUGGCUGGGCCACUGGAAAGUCUCGGGCAAGAGGACACUAGUUUGACGCUGACCGAAGAGUUACUGCAAACAGAAUGUCAACCAAAACUCCCCCUGUAAUCGAAUUAACGCAAUCUGCUGAGUUCUUGUCCAAAGUCCGUCAGUGCACGACGAAGGAUAAAUGUGAAGAAACUUUAGCAGCAUCAAAAUGAGGAAAACGUUUUGACGUGACAAAACUCCUGUAGUGUAGGGGAAAACACAGAGUACAAUGUGUUUUGACUGAAUGUAUCUGUCCCAGCCCAAAGUAAGGAUGCUGGUAUGUGUCAUAAAUCAAAUGGCAGAACAAAGAUGGCUGAGAGCAGCACGACUGGAAUAGAAAUCCUAUUUCAGAGUAUGGAUGAGUACAUUUCUAUUGAAUACCUCAGUCAGUGCAUUCAUCCCUCCAGUAUACUUCCUUAAUAUUUCAACAGACAUUGUUAUCAAACAAAAAGACUUAUCAGUUCGUUCAUUCUGUUACAGUUUCCUUCAAUGCAAAAGACUUCAGCAAAAUGUUGCUCAAAUUUUUUUCAAGUUUAUUCAAGUUCAUCUAAAUUUAAGAAGCAGCUACUGGUUUGACCAGAAUGCUACUUUUGUGAAAUGGAACUCAGAUAAUGUGAUUUUUAAAGUUUUACUUUCCAUUUCUCCUUACAUCUGACAUGACUGAUGUAAAGGUGACUGUGUUCAAGGCUGAGCCUACAGGUGCCUAUCAAUCCGGUGCAAUGUGUAGGAUUUUGCUGUUGUUCAUGAAGGUCGUGAAGAGACAGUUUACUGACAAUCACUUGAGUCAACCCACAGAGAAGUGGUUUGCACAUGAAAAACGUUUUUGUGUAUUAUUCUAGCUGCAAACCAAAGGUCAUAUUUAUCAUGUUACAUUCAGAGAACAUAAAGCAUUUUUUCUAUCAUGUUCAGCUGUUUAGGCCAAAAAAUGUAAACAUCCAGUGUUGAAAAAGGCUGUUUCAUCAGCAACUAUUCAGUACGUUAAAAAACACACAUUGAUAAUAAUAAUAAAAAAAGAGUUGUUGUUGAAUAAUAAAAUUUGCCAAAAAA
Molecule: messenger RNA, 2744 nt
Organism: Nematolebias whitei (Rio pearlfish)
Lineage: Eukaryota; Metazoa; Chordata; Actinopteri; Cyprinodontiformes; Rivulidae
Product: sodium-coupled neutral amino acid transporter 3
Exons: 16
Coding region: 296-1720 (474 amino acids)
Biological process (GO): L-histidine transmembrane transport; serine transport; glycine transport
Molecular function (GO): L-glutamine transmembrane transporter activity; glycine transmembrane transporter activity
Source: RefSeq, a predicted model, not a curated record